AUACUUAAAAUUGGAAAAUGUACACAGUAUGAUAAUGUGCGUUACUUAUGAAUGUAAUAAUCAAUUUACGACAACUGGAGGCCACUUGACCUCUAAAGGUCGUGCCACUAAAGAACAUAUAGUUUUUAAAUUUCAUAAUAUAUUCUGUGCUAUUAUACGUCUACAACUGUUGGAUUUUGACAUUACUGUAACAUCCAUUUACCUCACUGAAAAGUCUGUAAAAUAGGUAACUUGGAGAAGGUAUUUUCUCAGAACCUGUAGACAAGGGCAGUCGUGUAUACACCACCUUCAAUUAAAUAAUGGGUCAUUCGGAUAAUGCUUCGCUAAAUUUAAAAAACGUAUACAAUAAAUUCAAAGCUUGUGCAAACGGCGAUGACGUUCUGCUCCCUGAGUAUUGUGAAGCAUAUACGGAGGUUUCUAAACUUCUCGUAUACUUCGGAAAUCUUUUUUAUUUCGUGACCAGUGAUGUCAGUCACAAAGUUUCGGAACUCCGUGACUUAUAUGCAGCGGAUAAAACUAAUUAUAAAUCUGUCGAACAAAUGGUUCUUUAUGAGGAAAAGCAGAAUGAACACCUUCCAGUUAAAAAGCGGAAAUGCGUCGGGUCCCGAACGCUUCUUCGUCUUCAUCGGGCUCUUCUCUUUGUCAUUGAUUUAAUGCAGGAAAUUUGCAGAGCACCACCGAAUGAACAAUUGAAGACUAUGGCUCGGUCAGUGUACGACAAAACCCUCGCUCAAUACCAUCCAUGGCCUAUUAGAAAGGCUGUAGGAGUUGCUGUUUAUGCUCUCCCUACACGGGAACAUUUAGUUCAACAUAUCGUCCAAUCUCAACCUCCUGAGAGUGGUUUGCUUACAAAUGAACAAUGUUCGGAGUUCCUCACUUCACAUACUUUACCUGUAAUGCGCAAGGUAUAUAACUGUAUUCAAGCUGUUUUCGAGGAACAUGAUAUGCUAAAUUUGCCAUAGUUAUCUUGAUGUAUACUAUUUCAGAAUUUAAUAUUUUUGUACUUCAAAAACAAUAGUUAUAAAGAUAAGUAUUGCUUAAAAUAAUAAAAAUUACUUAAGUAGCAGUUAUUUUGCUUUCGUUUAAUGUUAUAUUUCCAUAUCCGUAAUUUACGAUACUAUCUCGUUUCCAAUGACGGCAUAUUAGUCUUUAUAAAUUAGUUAAUUAUAACACUUCCUGACAUAUUUAAAAAUCUCCAUCAUUUCUGUGAUGCUUUAACGUUGAUUUAUAUUCCUCUUUUACAUUUUCAAUAGAUUCUGGUUUGUUUUGUAGUCAGUUUUCUUCGAAGCACCAAAAACUACACAGGAAAAAAUGCUGUUUUUCACUUAACUGUAUUUAUUGUAUUAUAUAAGUACAACUGUAACAAAAUAGACAAAGGUGUUCGU
Schistosoma rodhaini is the source of this 1385-nucleotide messenger RNA. The record is from the annotation of a GenBank genome assembly. Lineage: Eukaryota; Metazoa; Platyhelminthes; Trematoda; Strigeidida; Schistosomatidae.